Messenger RNA from Aureobasidium melanogenum CBS 110374, 1050 nucleotides. RefSeq lists its product as uncharacterized. NCBI's taxonomy places the organism in Eukaryota, Fungi, Ascomycota, Dothideomycetes, Dothideales, Saccotheciaceae. Bases 1 to 1050 code for a protein of 349 amino acids. The record is from RefSeq and is a predicted model, not a curated record. The transcript has a single exon.
AUGCCACUGUCGUCGAUUGCCAGUCAGAAUCAUGAUUCCAAGAGGACAUCGUUGCUUGACUACCUCAGUCUUCCCAAUCCUGCCCUCUCCUUAGUAGAGCGCGUUAUGGAGCCUGGGCCAAGUCGUGACAAGCACUUCUUCUUCGAUGUACGCAAUGUACGCAGCUGGUCUGAUUUCAGCGUCGAAAGUAUGCUUGGUGUACCAGAGUUAAAAUCGCUGCUUUAUCGCGAAAUGCAGUGCGGCACCCUUUCGACGCUUCAUCCUGUUGGCACCUCACCAGCCACGCGUGAGCAGUUGCACCUAGCAUAUCGUGACCAUUUUGGAGUCAAGCUUAAUGCAGCUCUCAAGUCAUCACUUGCUCAAUCAACCCUGCAGAUGCACAGUAACACAGGCGACAAUACCCAUAUGCUACCAGACUUCACCUCGACUGUCAUCAAGAGUCAUGAGCGGAUUCGUGUCGUUGGGAUAGUGCUAUGUUACGAACAGUGGCGCAGCGAUAUGCGCCACGGCAGCCUCGCAGAGCGAGUGCGCUACCUAUCAGGCCUGGCACGUCUGCAGCACUUCUUCCGCGAAUACGGUUGCCGUUAUGGCUUCAUCAUCACAGAAAUCGAACUCGUGUGCGUACGCUAUGGCGGCGACGACAUGAUCUACGAGUUCAAAAGAUCCGAGUCUAGUCCCUCGUUCACAGAAAUUUCGUCUUCUGCUCCCAUCCCCAUCUUUGGUUACUUGGAAGUCAGUAACGCUAUAGCUUUAUCCGAGCAACACACGCGAAAUGGCAAGGACUUUAACAUGACAGCUGGGCUGGCGCUUUGGUACCUGCAUAUGCAGGCUUGUGACGAACCACUUCCGGGACAUCAACAUUGGAAGCUAGAGAUCGGCAAACCUUCCGCCAUGACGAGGAAGAAACACUUGGUCAGAGAUGCAGGGAUGCCCAAGCCGGUCUUUGUGGAGACGAGAAGGGCGAAGAGGAUCAGAGGCUGGAUCUGGCCAAAUGAAGAGUUCAACAAGAAGGAAUCUGGGAAGGGUAGGCGAUCAGUCUUGGGGAAGUGA